UUCAGCGGUUGGAAUAUUUUGGUGCAAACAGUUAAAAUGACAGAAAUGAAUAAUAAUCCUGAGCAGAAGAUAUAAAGCAGCUGCAGCUGCAACACAUUGAAAUGUUUUACUGUCGUUAUCUCUGCUGUGAAUCUGCAGCCCUUUAAACCUCUGGAGCCGCUUUCUUCUUCCAACAAUCUGCUCUGGAAUUAUGAUAAAACACAGAAACAUUAGCAGAUUGUUCUGUUCGCUGGUUUUGUUGCCAAAGAAUAAAAAUAAAAAAACAAUUUAUGAGAUCCAGUUAGUUUCCUACACAUGUGGCCAGAAGCUGAUGAUCCAUGAAAAACAGCCCGUUAUUCUGCUGCAGCUCAGAGCGACGCCUGCUGGCCGGUAAAGAGAACUGCAGCUGCUCCAGGUCUGAGGCAAAGACAUGAGGAACAUGGAGGAGUACGGAGGCCCGACAGGGACAAAACUGAUUGAAUAUAGCAAGGAAUCCAGCCGUCAUCCAUCCAUCUGGAGUCGGGUGGAUGAUGGAUCAUUUCAUUGUACUUUAUUGAUUAAUGCCUCUCUCUGCCUUUAGGAUCAAUAACAUAUUUUAUCUUGUGAAUUAAACUGAUCAGUCCUGAACUUCAGCAGAUCUGUUGAUCGAUUCAGAUCAACAGAUCAGUUUAAGAUGCUGCAGAACAAUCAGAAUAUCCUGGAUCAGCAGCUAAAUCAUUUCUGUCUUUCUUCCUCCUGGCCGCCAGGCGGCGGCACGCAGCGCGAGGCCGCGUCACUGUGUGAUGACACGUCACCACGUCAUGAAAACAGGGCGCGUGUGCGGUGGCGGCAGGUUUAAAGAGUCUAAGUUUGGAGCGCAGAAAGACAUUUGUGGUGAAAUCCGGGAUUUAACGGCGGAUUAUCGGGAUGAGCGGGAACAGCGGGAUGUCUGAGGACAGCCUUCCCCUGCAGGAGCUCUGCUGCCAGACGCGGUUCGGCAUCAAGCGGAAGAGCCUCGGUUCCGAGUCCACUCCGACCGACCUGGUGCUGCUGCGCUCCCCGCGGCCCAAGCAGCCCUGGCCGGCCUGCCUGGGCAAGGAGAACCGGGAGGACCGGGAGGACCGGUUCGUCCUGGCCCGGAGGUCCCGGAGGAGGCUGCGGUCCGGCUCAGGUGUUUCCUGGGAUCACCUGCCGGACGAGCUGCUGCUGCGGAUCUGCGGCGGCCUCCCGCUGCGGGACCUGCUGCGGGUUUCUGCGGUCUGCCGCCGGUGGCGCCGCCUGGCGCUGGACGAGUCCCUGUGGGUCAGUGUGGACCUGGAGGGCCUGACCCAAACGGGCCCGGCUCUGCGCUUGGUCCUGAGGACCGGGGUCCAGAGGCUGCGCUGCCCGCGAGCGUUUGUUGAGGAACCGGACCUCUCAGAACCCGGGCGGCUCCAGCUGGUGGAUCUGGACCUGUCCGGUUCCGUGUUUUCUCCCUCGGCGCUGCGCAGCGUCGUCUGCCGCUGCAGCCGGCUGCGCCGCCUCAGCCUGGAGGCGCUGCCGCUGUCCGACGACGUCCUCAGCUGCCUGGCCCAGAACCCGGACCUGCUGCACCUCAACCUGAGCGGCUGCUCCGGUUUCUCCGCCGCCGCUCUGGCCGCCAUGCUGGACUCCUGCCGCAGGUUGGAGCAGCUCAACAUUUCCUGGUGCGUCUUCAGCAGGAACCACGUCCAGAACCUGGUGGAGAACCUGAGCCCCUCCGUCACACACCUCAACCUGAGCGGCUACCGGGACAGCCUGGUGCUGGACGAUGUGAAGGUUCUGGUGGACCGAUGUCCGGACCUGCAGACGUUGGAUCUCAGCGACAGCACGCUGCUGACGGCCGACAGCUUCCUGGUUCUGAAGCGGCUGAAGAAGCUGCUCCACCUGUCGCUGAGCCGCUGCUACCACAUCCACCUGGCGGCGCUGUGUGACCUCGGGAAGGAGAUCCCGUCUCUGCGGUUCCUGGACGUGUUCGGUCUGGUCCAGGACGGCCAGCUGGCGGCGCUGCAGGACGACUCGCCGCGUCUCGCCAUCAACGCCCGGCCGUUCUCCGCCGUGGCCCGGCCCACUCCGGCCGGCGCCGCCCAGCCCGACCGCACCAUGUGGGGCCGCGGCUGCAGACUGAAGGUCCGGUUCUGACCGGACCUGAGGGUUUCUGGUUGUGUUCGGUGUUCCUGGUACCGGGUCAGAUGGUGGACCCGGCCGCUGUUGGACUCUGCCGGUUCUGAUGAUGUGAAAGUUCUGGGCUCUCUGCUGUAAUAAUGACUCAACGCUGGAAUCACUGAACAGUUUUAAUGGAAGAGGAAGUUCUGGUUCCGACGGGUCCAAAAGCGAUCCGUUCGGUUCCGACCCAGUUUUAUAUUUGAAAAUGUUGACUGAUUUUAUCUGAAUCGUGUUUGUAUUAAACCCUGGAAGCUG
Messenger RNA from Poeciliopsis prolifica (blackstripe livebearer), 2397 nucleotides. Its product is annotated as S-phase kinase-associated protein 2-like. Gene Ontology annotation, biological process: SCF-dependent proteasomal ubiquitin-dependent protein catabolic process. Bases 886 to 2118 code for a protein of 410 amino acids. The record is from RefSeq and is a predicted model, not a curated record. NCBI's taxonomy places the organism in Eukaryota, Metazoa, Chordata, Actinopteri, Cyprinodontiformes, Poeciliidae. Gene Ontology annotation, cellular component: SCF ubiquitin ligase complex. The transcript has 10 exons. Gene Ontology annotation, molecular function: protein binding.